This is a messenger RNA of Macadamia integrifolia, 1149 nucleotides long. RefSeq names its product B3 domain-containing protein Os11g0197600-like. The transcript has 5 exons. NCBI's taxonomy places the organism in Eukaryota, Viridiplantae, Streptophyta, Magnoliopsida, Proteales, Proteaceae. Bases 1 to 1089 code for a protein of 362 amino acids. Gene Ontology annotation, molecular function: DNA binding. The record is from RefSeq and is a predicted model, not a curated record.
AUGGAAAAAGUCAAGUCUUACUUCUUAGUCUGUAAACCCACAGUUGAUAUAUUUGAUAUAACUGCCAAAACAGUAAAGCUGGACGCUGUAGCUGCUGGGGAUGAAACCACACCGUUGAAGCUUGAAAAACCAGAAAUGGGGAAGACGGGCAAGAACAUACCACCUCUAGACGAGAGGCCUCACUUCUGUAAGAUCAUGUUUCCGGGAUUUUACACAAGACCAUUGCGGAUUCCACCAGAAUUCUUGGAGAACAUUUCGACAGAAGCAUAUAAAUUUGCCACCCUAAAGGAUUCUAAUGGCAAUCACUGGCGAGUCAAAUUAAACAAAACUACUAGUGGCACAUAUAUAGAGGAUGGUUGGCAAGAUUUUAUAAGAGAUCACUCCAUCUAUGACGAUAAUUUUCUUGUCUUUGGAUAUGAUGGAAAUACUUGUUUUGAUGUACAAAUUUUUGAUGAGAGUGGAUGUAACAGAGAUUAUCUGUUUAGUACUAAACAUCAAGAGCCUGACUUCUCCAAUGGAGCUAAGGAAUGUGACAAAUCAUCAGAGACUUCUAGGGAUUCUGUUGAAAAAGCCAGUAAAGAUGAUCCAGGGAAAUGCCUUCCAAGUUCUAAACCAAAGGGGCUUAGAAAGGCUAAAGGCAAGGAUGCUGUUCUGACCCCUGAACAAAUUCCAAAAACUAUAUGGUCCUCAUCAAGAAGGCGGCCUACAACUGAAGAAGAAAAGGCAAAAGUUUUGGAAGAAGUAGAGUCUUUUACUUCCAAAUUUCCUUUUUUAUUGAGGUGUUUAACGGCAACAAAUGUGCACAAAUCUUUGCUGGGAAUCCCAAUGGACUUUGCCAGAAAACAUUUUCAUUUUCAGAAGAAAACAAUGGUUACCCUUUGGAACAAAAAAGGCCAAGCUUGGAAAGUAAACAUGCUCUAUACCUCGUCGAGGAUUGCCCUGUGUGGAGGCUGGGGAGCAUUUGUAUAUGCUAAUCAACUUGAAGAAGGAGAUAUCUGCAUUUUUGAGCUUGUGGGUAAGCUUGAAAUGCAGGUCCAUAUUUUCCCAGCAGUUAAGAAAGUGAAAUUUGUGACUGAAGGACAAAUUUGAAAUCUCCUAUCAGGAUGGGGGAUUAUCCCGUUAUCUCCUAGUCCAUAUGCAUUGAGACAA